UCUGCAUUCCUGCUGCCGUCUUACCUUCUCGUCCCUGUUACGUCGUUCCUGUUCCACUCGACCGAAAAUUCCCGAUCGGGCAACCAGAUGGAAGCCGACGCCGCCUCCUCGCUCAACCCCCGGGCGCCAGAGGAAGCCUCACAAGAGGAUCCCUCGCCAGCGCGCUUCUCCUCCACCGGCGCGGCUGCCCCCUCGACCACGGUGACGUCUCCCGGGGCAAGGGAGGUGGCGGCGGCGAUGGAGGCAGUGGAGCGAGACGCCGCCGCCAUCGCCGAGAGCUACGCCUCCCUAUUCGCCUCCCUCCGCAUCACACUGUCCAACGUUACCUCGACGUCAGCCGAUAACAUGGAGUGCUUGGGCGAAGUUGUAGGCCGCCUCCAGGAGUCAGCACUUGAAGCGUCUUCCAGAGGCAAUAAGUACAUCCAUUCAUGCCUGAGGUUAAAUGAGGAAAUGCGAGGCUUGGAAAGCCUAAGUAUGCAGCUAAAGAUUAUGCGGAAGAUCGUUGAUUCACUAGAUUUGGCUGUUGAUCGGCUGCUCCACCUCCCGUAGUUCAUGCAUCUAUCAAUAGCUUCUACAAGGAACUUCUGAUGAAAUUUAUAUUCACCAAGUAGCUGUCACAUUUGAAGAGGCAACCGACUACUGUAAAUCUGAAGUGGCGUGUACAAGCAACGGAGAAGUUUUCCUCUUCCACGACAUGACAAAAUUCUCCCAACUCUUCGACUUUAUUGUUCUUCCUUAUGUGUAUUUGGGAUCAAUGAUAUGUAUUUGUUGAGAAAUAACUAUUUGCAACUCUUCCAUCCUUUAGGGCAUAUUCAAUAGAUUGUAUGUUAGUCUUGUUGGUAAAAUGUCCAUGUCAUCAACCAACAAGCUAUCAUACAACUAUUCCAAUGGGUUGUAUCUAAGGUAUCCAAUAGAUGAUGAGAAAAUAAAUGUGAUUGCUCUCUAUUUCA
Messenger RNA from Triticum urartu, 950 nucleotides. RefSeq lists its product as uncharacterized. NCBI's taxonomy places the organism in Eukaryota, Viridiplantae, Streptophyta, Magnoliopsida, Poales, Poaceae. The record is from RefSeq and is a predicted model, not a curated record.